AUGGUGUAUUCCCCAUGGUUUAUAACUCAAGGAAUAUGGCUUAAGGCUCAUAGAUUAUGGCUUAUAGCUCAAGCCCACGACGUCUCGACUGCUGGGCUUUCGCUCUCAACAGAGCCUCUUAAACCAAGGUUGAAUUCAUUAUACAAUUGUGUGUUUGGAGGGAAGGUGGCGCAUGUAAGCGAAUCGAUAUGUCAAUCCCAAGUCUAUCUAUGCUCUGCAAUUAGACAAAGUAGUACGUAUCUCUCCCUCCCUCACACAACCAACACCGGUAAAUCUAUAUAGCUUCACACGCUUCCGAGGAGCCAACUUCUCAUUCACGAUCUCCCGUUUUCUACUUCAACAUCACAUGUAUAAGCUCUUUUAGGUAUGUUUCUCUCCUAUCUCAGACAACCAUCACCGGUAAAUUGAAAACCCUAAAUGUUCUGGUUAUGGAAUCUGCCAAAUCAACCUCAAAGUCUAUAGUUUUCUUCACAUAAGUUUUUCCCCCUUUGUCGCAAAACCAACACUGGUAAAUUUGGAGUCUGGAGGCUAUGGAUGAUUUGGAGUAUUUACUUAAUGAUUUUAUGGUUUCAUGACUGUUUGAGACAAACAUUCCAUAUAACAGGUUUUUUCCAUCAAUCUUGAUUCAAAAGUCUUUAAAAAAAUUGUUUCUGAUAUGUUGCUGUGAGAUUUUUAGGAAUUAGGGAAGGAGGAACUUCCCCCUCUUGACUUGUGUUUCUGUAACUGAUAUAAAAAGGCUAAGUGCUUCAACUAUAACAUUUUAAUUUGUGUAUAGUUAAAGAAAAAAAGUAUAGUUUUAAUAAAAUAUGUUGUGUGUACAAACUCAAAACUUGGUGGGGAGGCUAUUGAUUUUAUGUAUACAAUUGCAACGAGGAAAAUUAUGGAGUUUCUUGGUAUGGACUAAUGAAGGGUAUGAUGGUAAAUUGUUGUUUUAGCCAUUUCUUCAACAAAUAUUAUCACAUGUGGGUUGAUCUGUUUCUUAUCUCUAACUAAAUUGCAGAAGUGAAGUGUCAUUUAUACAAAUUUUGUGUUAAAAUGUUGGUUCAUUUUGUUGUGUUUUGAAUUAAAUUAAAACAUGAAAUGGUUUAUCUUCUUACAUCAAGAUUCCUGGUAGCCUAUUGGUUUUGAUCCAUGCUUGUGAAUGCCAAAUAUGGGUGAGUUGUCUAUUGUUUGUUGUAUUGGAGUCCGUUAUAUGUUUUUGAUAGUAUGACAAAUUGUUUUUGAGAGCUUGAAAGCAUGGAAUAGUUCAGUGAAAGCAAUCAAAUGUGAAAUUAAAAUAGACGAUGUUCAAAAAGUUAUGAAUGAUACAGGAGAAGCAAAAGUAUACCAAAAUUUCAUAUGGAGUUGGAGUUCCACUUGUGUUGAAUGAAAGAAACUAUGUUGCUCAAUACUAUUAGCCCUUUAUCUAUUUGCCAUUCAAGGUUUACAUAGACUCAUCAACACCUCUCAUAACCUCAAGGUGAUGGUUGCACGAAAGAGAGGUGAGAGAACACAAGUGUCACUAUAUGUAUAUGGUCACACUUUUUUGGUGUGACCAUAGCCCAUUUUUGUACUAGUGGCACUAAAUGAUAGAGUGUUCAUUUGUUUCUGCAAAAGUUUUUAUUUUAAAUUAGG
Lactuca virosa is the source of this 1614-nucleotide messenger RNA. Lineage: Eukaryota; Viridiplantae; Streptophyta; Magnoliopsida; Asterales; Asteraceae. The record is from the annotation of a GenBank genome assembly.